CGCCCGUUUCGGUUAGGUCGCUAUAGCAAUGAGGUCAGUGUGAGCCGCCGGCUUCUCUGAUUGGCUGCUUACUGCGGAGCAGCGAGGAAGGUUUCAUUUACACGGAAACCGUACAACGUGUGCCCAACGGAGCAACAUGGCGGCGGAUGAGGAGCGGUUUGAUGCGGUGUUACUUGCUAUGGCUCAGCAGCAUGAGGGGGGCGUGCAGGAGUUAAUAAAUACUUUCUUCAGUUUUCUAAGAAGAAAAACUGAUUUCUUUGUAGGUGGGGACACUGGAGCAGCUGAGAAGUUAAUAACUGAUGCUUUCCGACACCACAAUAAACUUGCCAGUUCAGCAAAGGAACAGAAAGCAGCUGAGCAGCAAGAGCGUAAUGCUGCAAAACGGGAACAAGAGCAAGCAGCUAAACAGAAAGCGAUGGAACCCAGGGAGCCACGAAUCACAGAACUCACUGAGGAAGAGGCUGAAAAACUUCAGAAAGAAAUUGACAAGAACAAAGCUAGAGAGAGAGAACAAGAGAACAUGCAAGGUGACAAUGCGGAGAAACAGAAGGGUGGUGAUGAUGAGGAUAAUGAGGAGGAGGAAGAAGAUGAAAAAGACAAAGGGAAGCUUAAGCCCAAUUCAGGCAAUGGAGCAGACCUUCCUAACUAUCGCUGGACACAGACCCUUUCUGAAGUAGAUUUAGUUAUUCCAUUCCCUGUUUCUUUCCGUCUGAAAAGUAAGGAUGUGGUAGUGGAUAUUCGACGGAGAAAGUUUAGUGUUGGGCUUAAAGGGCAAAAGCCUGUGCUUGAUGGUGAGCUUUACAAUGAAAUCAAGGUAGAAGAGUGUUCCUGGUUAAUAGAAGAUGGCAAGGUGGUGACUGUGCAUCUAGAGAAGAUCAACACUAUGGAAUGGUGGAGUAAUGUUAUCAAGACAGAGCCUGAAAUUAAUACCAAGAAGAUUAAUCCUGAAAACUCUAAGCUCUCUGACUUAGAUGGAGAAACACGCAGUAUGGUAGAAAAAAUGAUGUAUGAUCAGAGGCAGAAAUCAAUGGGCCUUCCUACUUCAGAGGAACAGAAAAAGCAGGACAUCCUGAAAAAGUUCAUGGAACAGCACCCAGAAAUGGAUUUCUCCAAAGCAAAAUUUAGCUAAUCCUUAAAUAUUGAAAUCCUUACGGUUCAUUGGAAGAUCACUUUGGCUGGCUGUAUGCAAGCAAAAUUACAGCAUUAUUUCUUGGCAACAGCAGCAAUCUAUAAUGGCAAUGCCUGUGCAGUACAAUGCAUUGAAGCAGUGUUUUAUGAGGAACAUUGUAUCAAUGUGCUGCCUGUACUGUGCUGUCUGAACAAGUCCUUAAAAAAUCCCAGGUGUAACUGCUUUUAGGUUAAAGUGGUACAGAAGGUGAUGAUGGUUUGAGCUUCUACAUGUUACAUCACAGCUCCAAGGAUGGAUGGAAUGUGGCGAGGCAUGGUGCUGUGCUUUUAAAUAAAAGUGUAUUCAUUUCAUUAUUCAUUGCCUUGUUUUCUUCAUAGUUUUCUUCUUUUUAUGUCUGUUUAGUCUGCUGUGUAAACAGCUACUAAGAAUAAGCCUAGACUUGAAAAUAUUGUAUAAAAGCUGCUGAAUCUAAAA
Hyla sarda is the source of this 1603-nucleotide messenger RNA. It is a transcript of the gene NUDC, whose product is annotated as nuclear distribution C, dynein complex regulator. The transcript has 9 exons. The record is from RefSeq and is a predicted model, not a curated record. Lineage: Eukaryota; Metazoa; Chordata; Amphibia; Anura; Hylidae. The coding region runs from base 137 to 1129 and encodes 330 amino acids. Gene Ontology annotation, cellular component: cytoplasm. Gene Ontology annotation, biological process: protein folding.